GACGGGCUGUACAGGGGUUAAGACAGGAAACUGAGCACUGGAGAUCAGGGUUGCUUUCACGGAAAAGCCCAUCCUGUCACACCCAGUCCUGGUUUCAGCACGGCCGGAUCUCAGCAAUCCCUCCUGUACCUCGCACUUUGUCAUCCCCACAUCUCCUGUUACAUUGCAGCGUUUUUUUGAAAAGCACUCAUCCUCAAUAAAUAUUCAACCACCGUUCCCACAGCUGUUCUGAAACACGUUUCAUUUCCCAGUAUCAGACUGUCUCAGGCUCUGCAUUCUUGGUUCAUUCAGAUUUAUUUAAUCCCUGCUCUUGGGGAAAUUGGAAGCUGGGGACCCUUCCCCCUUGCAGUACAGCUGCUGUGAUUAAUAUCCCUUCCUCAGUGGAGUUGCUGUGUGUUCAGUGGGCAAACUCUGUACUGCAGGAGUUCAGCAGGUCAUCGAAAGUGAAAGUAAUUUGAACCAGGAAGUGUUGUUUGUGUAAAAUGGCUUUCGGACAGCAGGUAGAGAGUUUAACGGAGGAGGUACUUUGUCCCUUCUGCCUUGUUUUCUUCACCAAUCCAGUUACCCUGGGCUGUGGACACAACUUCUGCCUCUCCUGUAUCACACAGUGUUGGGAAAAGGAGGGGAGAAACUGCUGUCCGGAAUGUAGACAGGAGUUUGCAGACAGAUCCCUCAGGGUAAAUCGGGCCCUGGCAAGUCUGGCUGAAAAAGUUCAAAAAUUAAACCUGAAUUGGAAAGAGACGGAGAUGAGAUCUCAGUGUGAGAAACAUCGGGAGGAACUGAAGCUGUUUUGUGACACGGACAAGCAACUGGUCUGUGUGAUUUGUAGAGACGCGAGGGAACACAGGUCUCACAGCUUCAUGCCGAUUGAAGAAGCUGCGGAGAUUUACAAGUGUCAAGUUAAAUCAUCGUUCGAAUCUCUGACAGAGAAGAAAUCUGCCAUCCAGGAGUUGGAACGGCGACAGAAACAGCAGAUUUCUGGAGUGAGGGAACAGUCACACAGUCUGCAGGCCAACGUCACAUCUGAAUUUGCUAAAAUACACCAGGUUCUGGCUGAGAGAGAGCAGCGCCUACUGAGUGAUCUCAGGGCAGAGGAGGAGAAGAUUCUGAACACCAUGGAGAAAAAUCUUCAGGAGAUUGAAGAGAAUUUAACCUCUGUAGAGGAGAAACUCUCCAAGUUACAGAAACAGAUGAAUGAGGAAGACAGUGCGACGUUUCUGAAGGAGGAGUUGUGUCAGGACAGGAGGGUUAGUGAGGAAGCUCCGACAUUGUCUGUAACAGAAGGUGCCGUAACCAUCGGAGAAUUCAGGGACACAAUAUUGAGAGGGAUGUUUGAUGCCAUGAAGCAAGUCUGCGAGACCCUGGAUGUGGAAUCGGCCAGUACGUGCCUCAAAGGGUCUGAGGAUCUGAAUGGUGUGAGAGGGACCGGGACCCAGAAGAGUCUCUCUGACACCGGGGACAGUGAGGAGUACAAUAAACGUGGAGAUUGGGGAAUGAAACUGUUGUCUGAGGCUCUGAGGGACCCGGAGUGUAAAAUACAGAAACUGGGGUUGACAGCUGAUCAUUUCACAUCUGAGUUUGAGCACUUCAUCUCCGAUCUCAGUACAAACCACUCACUGAGAGAGGUGGAGCUGGACCUGAGUUACAGUGAAUUGGGAGAUUGGGGAAUGAAACUGGUGUCUGAGGCUCUGAGGGACCCGGAGUGUAAAAUACAGAAACUGGGGUUGACAGCUGAUCGUUUCACAUCUGAGUUUGAGCACUUCAUCUCCGAUCUCAGUACAAACCGCUCACUGAGAGAGGUGGAGCUGGACCUAAGUUACAGUGAACUGGGAGAUUGGGGAAUGAAACUGUUGUCUGAGGCUCUGAGGAACCUGGAGUGUAAAAUACAGAAACUGGGUCUAGAUUUUGUCAGUCUCACAGCUGCUGGUGUUGUGGAUCUCACCUCCGCUCUCAGUACAAACCGUUCACUGGCGGAGCUGGACCUGGGUGGUAAUAAACUGAGAGAUUCAGGAAUGAAACUGGUGUCUGAGGCUCUGAGGAACCCUGGGUGUAAAAUACAGAAACUGGGUCUAGGUUCUGUCAGUCUCACAGCUGCUGGUGUUGAGGAUCUCGCAUCUGCUCUCAGUACAAACCGUUCACUGACGGAGCUGGACCUGGGUGGUAAUAAACUGGGGGAUUCAGGAGUGAAACUGGUGUUUGAGGCUCUGAGGAACCCUGGGUGUAAAAUACAGAAACUUGAUCUAGGUUCUGUCGGUCUCACAGCUGCUGGUGUUCCGGUUCUCUCCUCUGCUCUCAGUACAAACUGCUCACUGACAGAGCUGGACCUGGUUUAUAAUGAACUGGGAGAUUCAGGAGUGAAACUGGUGUCUGAGGCUCUGAGAAACCCUGGGUGUAAGAUACAGAAACUGUGUCUACGGUCAGUCGGUCUCACAGCUGCUGGAGUUGUGGAUUUCACCUAUGCUCUCAGUACAAACCCCUCACUGACUGAGUUGGACCUACGUGAUAAUGAACUGGGAGAUUCAGGAGUGAAACUGGUGUUUGAGGCUGUGAGAAACCCUGGGUGUAAAAUACAGAAUCUGUGUCUACGGUCUGUCGGUCUCACAGCUGCUGGUGUUGGGCAUCUCGCAUCUGCUCUCAGUACAAACUGCUCACUGACUGAGCUGGACCUGGCUAAUAAUGAACUGGGAGAUUCAGGAGUGAAACUGGUGUCUGAGGCUCUGAGGAACCCGGGGUGUAAAAUACAGAAACUGGGGUAAGUACCAGACUGUGAGACAUUGGGACAGAUCAUCACUCCAUCGAUCUCCACAGACUGAGUAACAGGUCCUCACCUCGGGCUCCAUCAGGUCCACUCACAACUUCAGUGUUAAAGUUUAUUGUCAGGGGCAAAUCUAAACAGGGUGUAAAUGUUGUGAAAACUAGCUUUGUGCAACAACAGCAUAGAUCAUUAGGAGCAUGUCAGACAUUAAUUACACAAGUUAAAUUAACAUUAAUUACACAGUAAACAAAUAAUUUGACAGAAUCUAUUCUGAGACGGGGAGAAAAGUCUGUGAGGUUUGUGUGUUUUUCCUUGAGUAAUUGAGUUUCCUCCUUGUAUUCCAGUUUCCUCCCAAGUACAGAGACAUACAAGGUAUUAGGUGAACUGGUCUUUCCAAAUUUUCCUGUGAUUAGGUCUAUUUCAUGUGGUAUCUCUAAAUAAAUGAAGUAGAUAUAAUUAGCAUCUUUCAGGUCAGUUCAAUAACCGAUGUAGUGUGAAUAGUCUGUUGUUGAACUUUGGGAUGUACGUUCUCGGGCUCCUGUACCUCCUGUCUGAUGACAGCAUGGACAGAUGGUGUGGGUUCCUGAUGACAGAUGCCACCUUCCUGAGGCAUUGCCGAUUGCAAAUGUCCUCGAUGGUGGGGAGAGUUGUACGUGAUGUGGAACUGUCUGUAGUGUCUUGUGUUCCUCGACAUUGAAGUUUCUAAUCAGACCGUGAUGCAACCAGUCGGAAUGCUUCUCUAUGUACAUCUGUGGAGGUCUGUCACAGUCUGUGGUGACGAAUCAAUCUCAUUAAACUUCUGGGAACGUAGAGAAGCUGGUGUGAGCCGUUCAUAUUUCCCUCAAUGUUCUGGGUCCAGGAGAGAUUCUCUGAGACAUUGUCACCCAGGAACUUGCUGUUACUCACCCUUUCCACCGCUCACCCCUCACUGAGGACUGGUGCCAGUUUGUCUGAUUUCCCCUUCCACAAGUCCACAGUCAGUUCCUUGAUCUUGUAGUUGUUCAUUGUGGAAGGAGAGUUA
Molecule: messenger RNA, 3776 nt
Organism: Hypanus sabinus (Atlantic stingray)
Lineage: Eukaryota; Metazoa; Chordata; Chondrichthyes; Myliobatiformes; Dasyatidae
Product: ribonuclease inhibitor-like
Exons: 14
Coding region: 483-2756 (757 amino acids)
Biological process (GO): regulation of inflammatory response
Cellular component (GO): cytoplasm
Molecular function (GO): protein binding; zinc ion binding
Source: RefSeq, a predicted model, not a curated record